Messenger RNA from Knipowitschia caucasica, 594 nucleotides. The record is from the annotation of a GenBank genome assembly. NCBI's taxonomy places the organism in Eukaryota, Metazoa, Chordata, Actinopteri, Gobiiformes, Gobiidae.
AUGGAUGGCCUUGGCGCAGCUCAGAGUUUCAGUCCCAGUGGAUGCCCCGACUUCCUGCAGCUGCCUCCUCCACACACAUGCACGGGGCCAGACGGCGUGGAGGCCCUGUGCCAGCGGCUGGAGGUGCGCAGCAGCGAUGGAGGAAGACUACUGUUCACCGCAGAGGAAGAGGAGGUCGUCAUGACAACGGAGAAAUUCACCGUCACAGGCUCGGAAGGCGCCGUGUUUGGUCAUUCUGUGGAAACGCCGUUAAUCCUGGCCAAGUCCAGCGAAGACCUGAAGGAGGCCGCCAUCACCAGCCCUGAAGGGAGGCCGCCAUCACCAGCCCUGAAGGGAGGCGCCAUCACCAGCCCUGAAGGGAGGCCGCCAUCACCAGCCCUGAAGGGAGGCGCCAUCACCAGCCCUGAAGGGAGGCCGCCAUCACCAGCCCUGAAGGGAGGCGCCAUCACCAGCCCUGAAGGGAGGCCGCCAUCACCAGCCCUGAAGGGAGGCCGCGGGAGGCCGCCAUCAAAGUUGGCAGAAAAAAACAGCGUUCUGGCAGCGAGUUCCCGUGCGGCGUGGGGAAUGCAGAUGAGGGAAAGAAAAGGCCUUUAG